Molecule: messenger RNA, 4691 nt
Organism: Biomphalaria glabrata
Lineage: Eukaryota; Metazoa; Mollusca; Gastropoda; Planorbidae
Product: serine/threonine-protein phosphatase 6 regulatory ankyrin repeat subunit B-like
Exons: 7
Coding region: 55-3732 (1225 amino acids)
Biological process (GO): negative regulation of delayed rectifier potassium channel activity; neuronal action potential
Cellular component (GO): axon initial segment; synapse; membrane
Molecular function (GO): transmembrane transporter binding
Source: RefSeq, a predicted model, not a curated record
UAAUCGUGUGUUUGUGUGUGCGUGUGCAUACAUGAUCGCGUGUUUUGUGCACUAAUGACGUGUGUUUGCGUGUGUGGGGGUAAUGUUUUUUUUUAUAGAGGUAUUAUAAAAACGAUUUGUAUAACCGUGGACGCGAGAUCUAAGGUUUGGCGGAGAGAUAAGGGACUUUUAAAAAAAAUUUCAAAACAAGUUUUCCAGACAUAUUGGAAAGUCAUGGAUAACAACGACCAAUCUAACAAUAAAGCUGAGAUUGUGAAAGAAAUCGAGUCUUUCAAAAAGGCAGCAGAUACCACCAAUGUCGGAAAAGAUGAGAAGUCAGAGAGACACGGGGAACUGAACACUGCUUUAGAAGAGCUUCAGAAGCAGGCUGAGAAUUUAAUGCUCUCAGAUUCUUGGAGCGCCACUUCACCUGGGCGCCCUUUAAGCAUGGCGAGGGAGCGCUCUUUGCUGGGAGACUCGGAGAGGAUUCUGAAGAAGUAUAAUAAAAACGAGGAUGAGCUAAUGAAAGAGUUCACCAAGAGAAGAUCCUUGGACGACGCUGACAAGAAUGACCUGACCCCGCUGAUCUGCUGUGCUCUGCAAGGAAAGAUAAAACUGGUCACGAAGCUGCUGGACAUGGGCGCAGACAUGAACGCACCCAACGGGGCAGGGACGACUGCUCUGAUCGCAGCCACAGCGUCAGAGAACGUGGACAUUGUUAAUCUGCUUCUGCAGAACAAUGCCAAGGUCAACUCUGUGGACGCUAGAGGCAACAGUGCUCUUAUGAUCGCCAUACUGACAGGAAAUGAUGACCUGGUCACGGCACUGCUGGACCACGGGGCUGAUGUCCACGUAAGAAACGUGAGUGGCCAGACAACACUGAUGCUGGCUGCGUACAAAGGCUCUCCUAACCAUGUCAGCACGCUCAUCCAAAAAGGUGCGGAAGUCAAUGUGAGAGACAACAAAGGCUGGACGCCACUGAUGUUCUGUGCCCAGUACAACGAGCAUGACACUGUGGCCGUUCUCCUGAAUAACAAUGCAAACGUCAAUGAAGUGGACAUAACCGGGGCUACUGCCUUGCACAUCAGCGCCGGAAAUGGUAACACUGAAACGGUAAAACUCCUUCUGCAAGCAGGCGUAUCAGUAAACAAACAAGAUAAAAGGGGGAGCACCGCGCUCAUGCAAGCCAGUUUCGCCGGCUGUCUCCCUUGUGUUGAAGAGCUGCUUCGAGCACAAGCGCAAGUGAAUUUAUGUGACGGAAGCGGUUCGACUGCUUUGCACUUAGCAGGCGCAAGCGGAAAUAAAGAUGUUCUGGAUGCUCUAAUCAAAGCCAAAUCUGAUCUGAAUUUUUUAGACGACGAGGGCAACUCAGCACUUAUAUGUGCCUGCAUGAAUGGCCAGGCGGAGGUCAUAAAGACACUGUUAGAAGCUGGUGCCGAUGAUCUGCUUAUCAACUACAGGCGUGACACCGUGCUCUCGAUAGCUGUUAGUCUGAACAGGCCAGACAUUGUGAAAACUGUGCUUGGCCACCGUGGAAGGAAAGAACAUUAUCCACUUAUUAAUUUUAAAGGCGACAGAGGGAUAACGCUGUUGGAAGAAGCCGCUAGAUGCGGAAAUGUUGAUGUGGUCAACAUGCUUCUGGAGGCAGGAGCACAGGUCAAUCUGAACAACAGGGUGGUUGGAAACACUCCCCUGAUGGACAGCGUCACGUGCGGAAAGCUUGGCGUAGUCCAGACACUUAUUAAAGCAGGAGCUAGUGUCAAUGUUUCUGACAUUAGCGGAAACACGCCGCUGAUGAAGUCAGCUUUCCGAGGGAACGAGUUGAUAACCAGCGCCCUGCUGAAUGCUGGCGCGUUGCCGAACGAGUCCAACGACAGGGGGAGAACAGCCGUGAUGUUUGCCGCGUAUGCCGGAUGUGAAAACAUUAUCUCUCUGCUUUACACACAUGGAGCAUCAUUGGAAAUGUCCGAGAUUGAAGGCUGGACGGCCAUGAUGAUUGCAGCCCAAAACGGCCAUCUUGAAGUAGUCACUUUACUUUUAGAGAAAGAAGUGGAUGUCGACAAAGCGAUGAAUUUUAGCCGGACGCCCCUUUCGUUUGCCGCAGAAAAUGGCCAUGCAAAUAUUGUAGAGCAGCUUCUGAAAUACGGGGGCAACAUUAAUAAAUCGGAUAUCGAAGGGGAUACACCACUAAUUCUCAGUGCCCUUCGAGGUCAUACACGAACAGUGAAGCUACUUGUGAAAAACAGCGCCGAGCUUGAAAAAGUUAACAAAGACGGACAAUCUGCUCUGUACGUCAGCUCGCAUGAAAAUCACAAGAAAAUUGUUGAACUUUUAAUCAACGCAGGGGCCGAUGUGAACAGGGGCGAUAGAAAAGGUUGCACGCCCCUCAUGGUGGCCACAAUCAACAGCAAUGUUGAAAUUGUGGAGAGUCUCAUCGAGGCGGGUGCCGACCUGAAUGCCGUGGACCGCAAAGGUCGCACAGCACUGAUGAUGGCCGCCAAUAAGAACCUGGCCAGUCUAGUCCAAACUCUAGUCGAUCGCGGCGCUGACGUGGGUGCCAAAUGUGCAGAUGGCUGGACGGCUUUGAUGUACAGCAGCCAGCAUGGCUUCACGGAGUCGAUGAAGAUCUUGUUGGACAGCAAAGCGAAUCCAAACGACAUGGAUAACGAAGGGAAUUCCCCCAUCAGCAUAUGUGCUGCUAACGGAUUCCUUGAAGCUUUGCGUUUACUGAAUGUGCACGGAGCAACCUGCGAAACACAGAAUAAGUCUGGUAGAAGUCCUUUGAUACUUAGCACAUACAAUGGUUUUACCGAGAUCGUUCAGUAUCUAUUACACAAAGGAGAUGCUCAGAAAACAAUAGAGCUAGUCGACAAAGAACGUGGCGACACCGCUUUAAUUAUCGCCGCGAGAAAGGGUCACGCAGAAAUCACAAGAACACUGCUGCAAAGCAACGCAAACGUCAAUACUGUCAACAAAAAACUUCGUUCUCCUCUUAGUAUCAGCGCCAAAUACGGCAGAGUGGAGAUAGCGCAGGUGCUUUUAGAACGCGGAGCAGACGUAAACAUGGCCGACAUAAACGGAAAUACACCAUUGCUCCUCAGCGCCCCUAGCGGCUAUGCUGCGGUUCUUGAGCUUCUGCUGCAAGGCGGCGCUGAUAUCAACCAAGAGAACACUAAAGGCGAAACAGCUUUGCUUUUGUCGGUCAAACAUGGCUGUCGUUUGGCUGUUCAGAUUCUUAUCGAAAAAGGCGCGAAUAUUGACAUCUGUGACAAAUCAGGUCGAACUUGCAUGUCACUGGCCAAACUGAAUGGUCACGACGAAUUAGUUGAAAUUUUACAGUCUGCUUCUGGUAAGGUUGUGGAGUCCAGUGAGCCCAACUCAAAGACAAGACCAGCUCAAAGCAGACCAAUGACUGCAGGUCGUGUCAGGUCCGCUGCUGGAGCCAAAACUAACAUGAGAUCUUUCAGUCGAGCCUUGAGUAUCAGUUCAGCCUCUUCAGAGAACGACUCAGUUCUAGCCAUCAGGAACCCAAUCUUCAUUACAGCUUUGCCUAUCGAAAAAUUGGAAGGCUCUGUAACCUUUGACAUGGGCCCCGAGAAUUUGGAGUCUGAUCUUUAUCUCGACGCCACCAGACGUAGCAACGGCCAUCUGGAAGGUUCUGUAGACGAGGCGGAUGAGGAGAAUUACGACGACGACGACGAUGAUGAUGAGCUGAUUGUUGACCGCGAUGAGGGUGACAGUGAAUCAGAUUAGUUCGCUGACAGUGAAUCAGAUUAGUUCGCUGACAGUGAAUCAGAUUAGUUCGCUGCUGAAGUAGCAGAGUUCCACUUGGAAUCCAUGUCAGGACACAAAAUACUUACAAAAAGAUUAUUUUCACGUCCUAUGUGUGCUUGGAGAAAUGAUCUCAGAACUUUUGUUUUAAAAACAUAUUUCUAACGAAAUCAAUCCUUAUUCUGAAACUAGUUACUCCUUACAGCUUAUAUAUCUUAUAGGCGCAUCUUUGUAGUGGGAUCUACAAAAUACACUGAAUUUUUUGUGUGCAUUAUUAGAAUUGUCAAUUCAAGCCUAUGAAAUGCAAAAAUUACAUUCACAAGUAUAUGAAACUCACGUGUACACACAUGGGCUGGAUUUGAUUGUGUAGUGAAUACUUUAAUUUAUUGACAUUGAAGGUCACUCGAUGUCAUUUAAUAAAUAUUGAUAGAUGUCAUUUGCUUGAAGUAAUAGCCCCCCCCUCCUAUAUCUGGUUCUAAUUGUUGUUUAUUGCUUCAAAAGUGUGACUGUCUAAUGAUUGAUAUUUAUUUUUCUAAUGUGUGUAUUUAGAAAGAAUGAUGCUUAGGAACAUGUCUGUGAGAGAAAUCUUUAUCUGUGUCUAUAGACUUUUUUAAAACCUUGAUGCCUAAAAGAAUAUUUUGUUUGUUAUAAAAAAAAUAUUUUGCAUAUUAAGAAAAAAAUACGAUGAUUAUCACAACAACAUUCGUGGUUAUAAGGAGGGGUAACUCCACAACUAUAAAGCAUGGGCAAAGUAAAAUAAAAAAUUAAAAUCUUAGUUUUCAGCACAAUGCAUCGUGUUUAAAUAAAUGGUUUCGUCACAAAAUUUUACUGGCCACUUCUGCUUUACCAUCUCUGUAAUUAUUUUCUUGUGCUUUAAAUAACAAAAACAAAUUCUAAUGCUGUUUUUAAAUGCAUAAAAUAAAUGUUUAUAGAUGACAUUU